This is a messenger RNA of Glycine soja, 1129 nucleotides long. Its product is annotated as vesicle-associated membrane protein 724-like. The record is from RefSeq and is a predicted model, not a curated record. Gene Ontology annotation, cellular component: membrane. Lineage: Eukaryota; Viridiplantae; Streptophyta; Magnoliopsida; Fabales; Fabaceae. The transcript is spliced from 5 exons. Gene Ontology annotation, biological process: vesicle-mediated transport. Bases 108 to 773 code for a protein of 221 amino acids.
ACUAUUCUGGUAAAGGGGAAAUUAAUUGAUUUCUUACUUUCAAACGAAGAAAAGGAAGAAACCAAACGCGGCCUUGAAGUUGCGAGUUGCGAGUUGCAGAGAGAGCAAUGAGUCAGGAAUCGUUUAUAUAUGGCUUCGUGGCUCGGGGGACGAUGGUGUUAGCCGAGUACACCGAGUUCACUGGUAAUUUCCCUGCAAUUGCAGCUCAGUGUCUUGAGAAACUUCCCUCUUCCAAUAACAAGUUCACCUACAAUUGCGACCACCACACCUUCAAUUUUCUCGUCGAAGAUGGUUACGCUUACUGUGUUGUUGCCAAGGAAUCUGUUAGCAAACAAAUCUCUAUUGCUUUCCUCGAACGUGUCAAAGCGGACUUUAAGAAAAGAUAUGGUGGUGGAAAGGCAGACACAGCUGUUGCCAAAAGUCUCAACAAGGAGUUCGGACCAGUUAUGAAAGAGCACAUGAAGUAUAUCAUAGACCAUGCUGAAGAGAUUGAAAAGCUAAUAAAAGUGAAGGCUCAAGUUUCAGAAGUUAAAAGUAUUAUGUUAGAGAACAUUGAUAAGGCCAUUGAUAGAGGAGAAAAUCUAACUAUUCUUGCAGACAAGACAGAGACCUUGCACUCGCAAGCCCAGGAAUUCAAAAAGCAAGGAACUCAUGUCCGUCGGAAGAUGUGGUAUCAGAACAUGAAAAUUAAAUUGGUUGUUCUUGGAAUUUUGUUGCUUUUGGUCCUGGUUAUCUGGCUUUCUGUUUGCCAUGGAUUCAACUGCGCAAACUAGCAACAAAUGAAAGGUAAGUUUAUGGAUAGGUAUUUAAAUGAUAUAUGAUAUAUAAAGAGCAAUUUCUUAAAAGUUUUAGCAAGAAUCUGCUUAGAAGGGGGAGUUUGGCAACAGGAGAAAAAGUUUCCUACCUUCUUUGUUGGUUGAUAAUGAUAUACGAUAUUCUUGGAAAUUCUUAGAGAGAGGAGAUCGGGUGUAUCUGUAAUGUGUAUCAUAUGCUGGACUGUUUGGUCUUGUCAAACAAUACAGUUGCAAUUUGCUCCUCUUUUCUUCCUUAAUUUAAAUAUAGAAAAAUGUUAUUAACUUGGCCUCUCGUUUAAACAAUUGACUUGAUCCCCCCAAGGUGGAUUUUUUUC